UAUAUUUGAAACAGUCAUGAUAAACCAUAACGUCUAAGGAGGUAGUUUUCAGGAGAAUGUCUUUAUAUAUAUAUAUAUAUUUUUAUUCUCUUCUUUUUCUUCUUCUUUUCAUCCUUUUCUUAUUCAUGACAUUUAUCAAAUUACCUGAGCGUAUUCUCUUGUAUAAUAGGAAAACAAAAGAUGAAAGAAAACAAUGGCAAGAAAAAGUCAGAAGGGAUGAUGAAUUACUACUGGCAAAGCUUGGUUAUAAACAAAGUCUAAAUCGACAAUUAUCUACAUUCUCUAAUUUUGCUAUUUCAUUUGGUUGUUGUUCUGUUCUCAGUGGACUUUUGCCUGUAAUCUAGAAAACAUACAUUAUACAUACAUAUAUAUAUAUAUCACUGAUCCACUAUGUUAGAUGUGGGGUACUACUUUAUUGACAGGCGGCACUUCAGCUUCUAUUUGGGGAUAUUUAGUGGUUGCUUUGUUGACCAUGACCAUUGGGUCUAGUUUAGCAGAAAUCUGUAGCUCCUACCCAACCAUGGGUGGUUUAUAUUACUGGACAGCACAACUAUCUGAAUCAGAGUGGGUUCCUUUUAUGUGUUGGAUUGUAGGCUAUUUUAACUGGCUUAGUUUAUCAGUGGCUAUUUGUGCAGGUGAUUUAGGCAUGGCAGAGUUCUUAACAUCGGCUAUCUCUGUUGCCCAUCCUGACUUUGUGACUACACCCGCCAUUGAUUAUGGUGUCUUUAUUGCCAUUCUUUUUAUUCAUGGCUUAAUGAACACCUUGCCUGUCAAAUACACAGGCAUGAUCAAUAAUUUAUCUGUUUGGUGGCAUUUGAUGGGUAUUUUGUUCAUUGUGCUUGUCGGUCUCUUAUUGACACCUAAUAAACCCUCGGCUUCAUUUGCGCUAGGUCAAGUCUAUAAUGGGUCUGGAUUUAGCAGUCAAGGUUAUGCUUGGCUCAUUGGUCUAUUGCAAGCACAGUUUACAUUGAAUGGGUACGAUUCAGCUGCCCAUGUGAGUGAAGAAACCAUGUCUGCUCAACGUGGUUCGCCUAUGGGCAUUGUGAUGGCCAUUGGUACGUCAGCCAUAGCAGGCACUGUCUUGAUGAUGGCCUGUGCUUUUAUGAUUCAAGAUUUUGAUCGACAAAUUGUUCAUUCGGCGAAUUCGAUGGCUAUCACUCAAGUCUUCCUGGACGGUGUAGGCAUGGGUUGGACCCUUUGGUUUUUAGUGAUCAUUCUUGUAGCCAUGUAUUUUGCGGGUGCUUCUGUGAUUGUGGGUUCGUCGCGUCAGACAUAUGCCUUUGCUCGUGAUGGUGCCAUGCCAUUGUCAGCGUGGCUGACUCGCUUGACGGAUGCCAAAGUACCUGCGAAUGCAGUGUGGUUUAAUAUCAUUUUCUCUGCUAUCUUGGGCAUCCCUUAUUUGUUUAGCGAUGUUGCUUUUGAGACGAUUGUGUCGAUCAAUACCAUUGCAGCCAAUAUUUCUUAUUUAAUACCUAUCUGGCUACGUAUUACCAUGGCCAGAAAACGGUUUACAAAAGGACCUUUUCAUAUGGGAUGGUUUUCUAUUCCAUGUGGUAUCAUUGCUUGUCUUUGGAUUGUAUUGACGUCUGCUUUGUUUGUAUUGCCUACUCAAUGGCCAGUGACGGCCAAUAACAUGAAUUUUGCUGUAGUUCCAUUUGUAGGUGUGAUUGGAUUGGCUUCUUUAGUCUAUGCCUUUUCAGGGCGUAAAUGGUUUACAGGUCCUGUGCGCUAUGUGGAGACCAUGAUUCAAGAUGAACAAGUGAUACAAGAACCUCAAAGAGCUGUUCUAAUGGCUGAUCAUGAAAAACACAUAGUCUAUUGAAUAAAACAAAUACACACACAUAAAAAAAAAAAGAGAAAAAAA
Messenger RNA from Gilbertella persicaria, 1864 nucleotides. Its product is annotated as amino acid/polyamine transporter I. Gene Ontology annotation, cellular component: membrane. Bases 398 to 1822 code for a protein of 474 amino acids. Lineage: Eukaryota; Fungi; Mucoromycota; Mucoromycetes; Mucorales; Choanephoraceae. Gene Ontology annotation, molecular function: transmembrane transporter activity. The transcript is spliced from 6 exons. The record is from RefSeq and is a predicted model, not a curated record. Gene Ontology annotation, biological process: transmembrane transport.